GUAUGUUCUGAGUUAGGUGCUGUGGUUUUUGUUGAGCAGUCUUGGUGGUUUGCAGUCAUGAGAGAGUGUAUUUCCAUCCACAUUGGCCAGGCUGGUGUCCAGAUGGGCAGUUCCUGUUGGGAACUGUAUUGCCUGGAGCAUGGGAUUCAAUCAGAUGGUACCAUCCCUCCAUGGGAUCCUCAGGGCAAAUCAGACUCUUCCUUUGGGACCUUCUUCAAUGAGACAAGUUCAGGGAAGCAUGUGCCUAGAGCAAUGUUUGUUGACCUGGAGCCCACCAUCACUGAUGAGAUCAGGACUGGGACCUACUGCACACUCUUCCACCCAGAGCAACUCAUCAGUGGCAAAGAAGAUGCUGCCAACAACUAUUCUCGGGGCUGCUAUACCAUUGGGGAGGAGAUCAUAGACCCAGUUGUUGAUAGAGCUCAUAAAAUGGUAAUAAUGCUAUGGGGAAGUCCUCUGCACUAGAGAGUGGCUGCUGUUGCCCUGGCCAUCAAAAGGCAAUGGUGUGGGUGGAUUGACCGUGCCACUGUGACCUGGAAUGACAUAAGAUGCACACAGGUGUGUGUUGCCCUUCAUGGGAAACAAGGGGCUGAACAUCCACCAAGAAUUCAUUCCAACCAAUGUCACAGGUCACCUUCUGGCUGUUUUUUUUUCUCCUUAUGCCUCUCCUUCCCUGUGCAGUCUUCCUGCUGCAGAACUUCAGAAGUGCAGUGAUAACUCUGAAGUAUGCUUGAUUUGGGUAGAACCUCAUAGUGGCCUUCAAAUUUCUCCUGGUACUAUUG
This is a messenger RNA of Phasianus colchicus (ring-necked pheasant), 782 nucleotides long. The record is from RefSeq and is a predicted model, not a curated record. NCBI's taxonomy places the organism in Eukaryota, Metazoa, Chordata, Aves, Galliformes, Phasianidae.